Molecule: messenger RNA, 925 nt
Organism: Anastrepha obliqua
Lineage: Eukaryota; Metazoa; Arthropoda; Insecta; Diptera; Tephritidae
Exons: 3
Coding region: 152-925 (257 amino acids)
Cellular component (GO): nucleus
Source: RefSeq, a predicted model, not a curated record
AAUUCGUAGAGUAGCAUUCACUGAAUACACUCGUAACGUCAAAUCUUACCGUUUCGUACAAUUUUUCUACGACAACGUUAGACUAACGGACAAAAAUUAGAAGUAGUAAUAAAAAGAAAAUUUAAAAGGAGAAAAAUACGAAAGCUGUAAAAUGUACAAAGUUGUAACAACACGUCAGCAGUAUGCCAGUUUGUUGGAGCUUAUAAAGGAAAAGCCAGAAAUUGCUCAGGGGUUCUCCAAAUGCUCGAAGGAAGAGGUAGCCGAGUUUUGGCAAAAUGUUGCGAAGCAGCUUAACAGCAUAGGCCCACCAACCAAAGAUGUAUCAAGCUGGAAAAAGGUGUGGUUAGAUUGGAAGGCUUAUAUAAAGCGAAAAUUGUCAGAAAACAAGAGGGAGCAAACAACAACGGGCGGUGGCCGGUAUAAGCAGCACCACUUUAAUGAGAUGGAAGAAGAAGUAAUCAGACUGACUGCUUUAGAGACCAGCACACACGGUAUCCCAGGCACAGUAAGUGUGGGACUACCUGCUACUGUCGAGGCAGAGAAUAGUGGACCCGAUCCGGACGUAUCCAUGCUGUCGGAUAACUGCAGCCCUUCUUUCACGAGACGUGCACCAACUGUCCAAAAGCGAGUCGGUACAAGUACUGCAGAUCUUCUAAAAGAGCAGCUAGCGCUUCAAAAGGACUUCCAAGCAAAGAGUCUUCAACAUUUUGAACAGCAAGAUAUGAAGCUAGACAAUCUCGCUUCGACUAUGCAGAGAAUGUGUUCGGCACUGGAAAAAAUGUGCGACCUGAAAGCCGCCGACCUGGAAGAAACGCGUAGGCACCAUAGAAGCAUGGAGUGCUUGAAUGCGUCCAAAAAUGAAAUAAAACAACAAAUGUUAGAAGUCGAGAAGAAGAGCCUCGAAGCGUUGUCAAAAAAAAAAUAA